This is a messenger RNA of Impatiens glandulifera, 1249 nucleotides long. Its product is annotated as replication factor C subunit 2. Bases 77 to 1102 code for a protein of 341 amino acids. NCBI's taxonomy places the organism in Eukaryota, Viridiplantae, Streptophyta, Magnoliopsida, Ericales, Balsaminaceae. Gene Ontology annotation, molecular function: ATP binding; DNA clamp loader activity; ATP hydrolysis activity. Gene Ontology annotation, biological process: DNA repair; DNA-templated DNA replication. The record is from RefSeq and is a predicted model, not a curated record. Gene Ontology annotation, cellular component: nucleus; DNA replication factor C complex. The transcript is spliced from 12 exons.
GGAAUACAUUUAGCUGGUUCCCUUCUUAGAGCGGGAAAACAACACUGAGGCAGAGAAGAGAAGAAAGAGACAAACAAUGGCGCCGGUAGUUCAAAGAUCGCAACAGUGGGUCGAGAAAUAUCGGCCGAAGCAAGUGAAGGACGUAGUUCAUCAGGAUGAGGUCGUUCGAGUCCUCACAAACACUCUUGAAACCGCAAAUUGUCCUCACAUGCUAUUUUAUGGUCCUCCUGGGACGGGUAAAACAACAACUGCCCUUGCCAUCGCUCACCAGCUUUAUGGGCCUGAACUUUACAAAGCUAGAGUGCUAGAGCUGAAUGCUAGUGACGAGCGUGGAAUCAAUGUUGUUCGCACAAAGAUAAAGGACUUUGCUUCUGCUGCUGUGUCAACUGGACGUCAAGGUGGUUAUCCUUGCCCUCCUUUUAAGAUAAUUAUCCUGGAUGAAGCUGACUCCAUGACCGAAGAUGCACAGAAUGCUUUGCGGCGAACAAUGGAGACUUAUUCAAAAGUAACACGAUUCUUCUUCAUCUGUAACUACAUUAGCAGGAUCAUAGAACCUCUUGCUUCUAGAUGUGCAAAAUUUAGGUUUAAGACUCUACCGGAAGAGGUAAUGAGCACCCGCAUUAUGCAUAUUUGUUCAGAGGAAGGCCUUAGUCUGGACUCAGAGGCUCUUACAACCUUGAGUUCCAUUUCACAAGGUGAUCUUCGUCGUGCUAUAACAUACUUGCAGGGGGCUGCUAGAUUAUUUGGAUCAACUGUAACUUCCAAGGAUUUAAUUAAUGUUUCAGGGGUAAUUCCUCAAGAGGUAGUUCAGGCUCUUUUGUUAUCUUGUAGAAGUGGUGAUUUUGACUUAGCAAACAAGGAAGUGAAUAACAUAAUUGCAGAAGGAUAUCCUGUUUCUCAGAUGCUUUCUCAGUUAUUCGACGUAAUUGUUGAAGCAGAUGAUCUGUCCGAUGCACAGAAAGCAAAUAUAUGCAAGAAAUUCGGUGAAGCUGACAAGUGUUUGGUUGAUGGAGCAGAUGAGUACAUACAGCUGCUAGGUAUAGCUAGCCAUACAAUGCGGGUAGUCUGCAAUAUGCCACUAGAACUUACAUAUGAGAACUAGGUCAAUUUGCUUUGGAAUCUUUUUUUAACCUUGAAUUAAAUUGUUUCAUUAUCAUGAUAUAUUGAAGUGAUCUUAUGUGACAGAUGAAAAAUGUAACUUUUUAAAAUUACUAUGCUCCUUUUUUUUACAGUUUUUUUUUUAUUGGUA